AUGGUGAUCAACGAUGCCACAUAUCUGUUGGAUGAGUCGCUUUUGGCGCUGAAAAAGAUUCACGAUAUUGAGGCUCUCAAAGAAACCCAGGAAUGGUCCAGUUUGUCGGACGAGGAACGUCAAAUGAAAGAGGAUGCGUUGCUGGAAGCGCAACGUGGCGUAAGAAGUUGGCUAGUACUUGGACGCGAUACACUUGAUCUCUUCAUCUACUUGACGGCUGAUGCACCGGAACCAUUCUACGAACCGCUGUUGGGUGAAAGGUUAGCCUCAAUGCUGGAUUACAAUGUCUCCCAACUGUGCGGGCCAAAAUGUACCGAACUGAAAGUGCGUGAUGCUGUACGUCGAUUUACAUGGGAGCCUCGGACUUUGCUCCAGCAGAUUGUUACUGUUUAUUUGAAUUUAUCAUCUGAAAAAUUUGCCGAAUGCAUUGCCAAUGAUGAGCGCUCAUACACACCGGAAGUUUUUUCGAUGGUAUUAUCACGGUUGCGUGCUAAUUCAAUUGCGCCAGUGAAUGAGAUUGAACGCCUAAAAAAUCUUGCUGAUAUGACCGAACGAAUAUGGAAGCAGAAAGCUCAAAAGGAAGAAGAUUUUGGCGACGAUUUCCCUGACGAUUUUCGAGAUCCUGUAAUGAAUACACUGAUGACCGAUCCAGUUAUACUGCCAUCUGGACAUAAAAUGGAUCGCAAGCAUAUCAUGCGCCAUUUACUCAGCUCCCAAACGGAUCCUUUCACCAGACAACCGCUCAAUGAAAACCAGCUUAUUGCGGAUGAAACAUUGCGGUCAAAAAUUGCUGCGUGGAUGAAAGAAAAACUUGCAUCGAAAUCAAAAUGA
Molecule: messenger RNA, 831 nt
Organism: Gongylonema pulchrum
Lineage: Eukaryota; Metazoa; Nematoda; Chromadorea; Rhabditida; Gongylonematidae
Source: the annotation of a GenBank genome assembly